CAGGCAACGGGAAAACUGCUCUUCUCCCCGUACACAGGGCAAUUGGGAGCACACAUACCUUCACUGCUGGUCAGAUGUCAUAAACCUUUUAUUGGCCGCAGCGUGGCGAGACUAAAACAAAUCAAUACGCGCCCACCGUCCCUCCCAGCUCACGCGAGGCCCAGAAAGGCUUGCAAAGAGUCAGGGUGCGGAAGAGGCCCCGAGAGUCUCGGGAUGCUCGCGGCCCGUGCUGAGCGUGCUCGGCUAGGGAGGGGAUCUUUGUUAGGCGCCCGUUCGCGGUCCUGGGGUCUGGAGUUGAUCGGCACCCUCUGCCAGACUCGAAUUGCUGAGGAUGCCUGUUCCGCAGACAAUACCAACUCUGUCGCUCUCCGAGUCGGAGGGGAAACCGAGGCACGAGAAGCAGCCAGCACGUCGGGGCAGGAAACUCCUGGGCGGGCAACUUCCCGGCUCAGGACUGGGGUCCCCCCACCCCGGGUCCAGCUUGGCCCGCGCCCCGCAUUGCGAGCCCCGUCCCCGUGCCGCUGCGACGGCUCUGGAAUGCGGACCCCAGCCUGGGUGGUGCGGGCGGGCGCGGGCACCGACUCACCUGGCCGAGCGCGGCGCCGGGCCGCCGCUGCCUUCAGCGCAGCCGACAAAGUUUCGCUGGCGCCCAGCGGGCAUCGCUCGGGGUCCCGCAGUGGACGCUCGAGCCCUGGGCGGGCGGCGGGGGGCGGCCGCGGAUGCGGGCGACAGGGGUGCGGGAAGCGGCGCGGCAUGGGCCCCGAGCGAGCGUCCGCGGGCGCCGCGUCCUCCCGCCGGCCCCGCCGCUCUCCACGCCCCGUCCCGCCUCCCGCUCGCCUCCGCUGCGGCGCGUCGGGGCCGGGGCGCGCCGAGCGGCGAGAAAUUGUUUCCACUGCAAACAAAAAAAGGCGACACAUGACCAGGCAGGAGGAGGGGAAGCGCGGGGAGGGAGGGGCGGAGAGAGCCGGAGAGACGGAAAACGUGGGCUGGGCGACCCCGAGCUGCGGCGCGGGUCCGCAGGGAGGCCCUUUGGCCAGGCUGGGUUCCCGGGCUCCCGUGCGGCACCCAGGGACCCAGGGGAGCCGGGCAGGUGGCGCGUGGCCGGCCCUCUCCCCUGCUUCAGGCCACACGGGCGGUGCUGCGCAGCUGGCAACGUGUCGCCGCAGCGCUUUUACCCCGGCCGCCUGCCUUACAAGGCUCGAAAGUAAAAAUAAAAAGAAUUACGACGCGAGCGAGGCUUCUGAGGGUGAAGAGAGAAGACUCCACUUCUCUCCAACUACUACUGCAGCACUCCCGAGGCGGGUCCAGUCCUCCUCCACCAUGUACCUCUUGCCGGGGACGAAAAAACUGAUCCCCAGCCUAGGUUGCCUUGGCUUCGGAGGGCAGGAGGAUGGCCGCAACCACCAAGGGAGAGGUGAACCCCAAACGCAACGUCAGUGGGUUCUCCCCAGUAGGCUGGGCUAAGGGCCCCCAUCU
Mus musculus (house mouse) is the source of this 1476-nucleotide messenger RNA. Its product is annotated as predicted gene, 51999. The coding region runs from base 214 to 1464 and encodes 416 amino acids. The transcript has a single exon. The record is from RefSeq and is a predicted model, not a curated record. Lineage: Eukaryota; Metazoa; Chordata; Mammalia; Rodentia; Muridae.